AUGGCUGGAGACCCAGAAACGGAAAACUUCAAAUAUCAAUCUUCCUUCAACCUUCUUACUGAGACUCAAGUUCAUCAAAUCUGUGGUUCACACAGCAUCAUGUCCUCCUCUGCUCCUGAGUUUUCGGAUAAUAGUGAAAGUGAGAUGCAGCAAAGUCAAAUGGAUGCUCAAAUUCAGUGUUCUUCAUCUCCUGCAACAACAACAACAACUGGAACAUCUCAUCCUUCAAACAUCCAAUACCCAACUUUGGGGCAAGCAGCUUAUCCUUUCCCGGAUCCUUACUAUAGGGGUACAAAUAUCUUUAAUCCGUAUGAAACUCAAUCGUAUCCAGCUCAGCCAUAUCCAGGGCAACCUAUGGUGCAUCUUCAAUUUAUGGGAAUUCAACAAGCUGGUGUUCCUCUGCCAUCAGAUACGGUUGAGGAGCCUGUUUUUGUGAAUGCUAAACAAUAUCAUGGAAUCAUGAGGCGUAGGCAAUGUCGUGCAAAAGCUGAAUCUGAAAACAAAGCUAACAAGUCUAGAAAGCCAUACUUGCACGAAUCGCGACAUUUGCAUGCACUAAGAAGAAGCCGAGGGUGUGGGGGUCGAUUUGAGAAGAAAGAUAAGCAACAAAAUGAGAAAGACAAGUCGAGGUUUGUGGUGGUAGCUUUCGUGUUGUCUAUAUCAUAA
This is a messenger RNA of Lactuca virosa, 666 nucleotides long. The record is from the annotation of a GenBank genome assembly. NCBI's taxonomy places the organism in Eukaryota, Viridiplantae, Streptophyta, Magnoliopsida, Asterales, Asteraceae.